AUGACGCCCUCCGCUCAAGUCGUCAACGCCAACCCCAACCCUUACCUUGGCGACAAGGUGGGUGACCUCGCUUCCGCCUCGGAAACAAUUCCGAAAGCGAGCCGCGUCGAUCCGGCACGCUUCCUUAGUCAAGCAUCGCACGACCGACCUGCAUCUGCCAUCCGAUCUCUCUUCCCUGCCGAGCUGAUUCCCGGCAUGCUCUCGCUGCUUGCUGGCAAGCCCAACCCGGACACGUUCCCAUUCGAGAGCGUCUCGCUCAACCUCAAGGCCGAGGCGGAAGCUGGACCUACCCAGCUCGACAUCCGGGGCGAGGACCUCGUAACCUCUCUCCAGUACGGUGCCACUGCGGGUAUCCCCAAGCUUGUUCAGUGGAUCACUCAACUUCAAGUGCACAUGCACAAGAGGGAAGCCGUCACACCCACGUCCAAGCUCAACGGUGUUGCUGGUAGGACACCUUGGCGUGUCACCACGGGUAACGGAUCGCAGGAUUUGCUCAACAAGACGUUCGAGGCUCUGCUGAACCCCGGCGAUGUAAUUCUGUGCGAGUCGCCUGCUUACACGGGUAUCUUGCCCUCGCUGGUGAUGCUCAAGGCGAGGAUUGUACCCGUGGCCAGCGAUGACCAGGGCAUGAUGUCGAGCCGACUUGCCGAGAUCCUGGAAAAGUGGGAGACGGAUCCAGAGACGGCAUCGCUUCCGCGUCCCAAGUGCCUGUACACCACGCCUACAGGUGCUAAUCCUGCCGGCACUACCGCUUCGGAUGAUCGAAAGCGCCAGAUCCUCGCCCUCGCCCGACAGUACGACUUCCUCAUUCUCGAAGACGAUCCGUACUACUACUUGCACUUUGAAGGUCUCGACCAGGAUGCCGUGACACGACCGCGAUGCCGAAGCUACUGGUCACUGGAGGAGGAGCACCGCGAGCGAUGGGGCACGGGCCGAGUAAUGCGCUUUGAGAGCUUCUCCAAGAUCCUCGCAGCCGGUCUUCGAUUGGGCUUUGCAACGGGACCCAACGAGAUCCUCGACGCCGUUGACGCCAACACCGCCAUGGCCAACCUGCAACCGUCCGGCCUCUCCGGUGCCGUCGCCUACGCUCUGCUCAACCACUGGGGCAUCCCCGGCUUCCUGCGACACGUCGACAAUGUCGCACGCUACUACGCCAAGCGUCGUGACAACUUUGAAGCCAAAGCCCAAAAGGUGCUGGGCGCCGCCGGCGUGGCGAAAUGGGUUACGCCUGUUGCAGGGAUGUUCUUGUGGUUGAGGCUCAACCUGCCACCUUCUGGACCUGGUGAGUCGGAGGGUGACAGCUUUGCCCUCAUCUCGGACAAGGCUAAAGCGGCUGGCGUGUUGGCGGUGCCGGGAGUUGCGUUCAUCCCGGAUGGCAGCAAGACGUGCUACGUUCGAACCAGUUUCAGUCUGAUUGCGGAGGAGGACGUGGAGGAGGCCUUCAACCGUCUUCGAGACGUGGUGCUGGACGCGUGGAAGGAGGCUGGCAAGACCAUGCCCAAGCUUGCCUAG
Molecule: messenger RNA, 1512 nt
Organism: Pseudozyma hubeiensis SY62
Lineage: Eukaryota; Fungi; Basidiomycota; Ustilaginomycetes; Ustilaginales; Ustilaginaceae
Product: aromatic amino acid aminotransferase
Exons: 1
Coding region: 1-1512 (503 amino acids)
Biological process (GO): biosynthetic process
Molecular function (GO): transaminase activity; pyridoxal phosphate binding
Source: RefSeq, a predicted model, not a curated record